AAUCGAACAGAAUACGUCGCAAUCGUCCCCACAGCAGAAACAUAAAAACUUGCAGCAAAUGCAACCGCACUUGUUGCGCUCUUGUGACAAGCUUCGGGCAAUCCGGGACCUCAUGCUGCGAAUGCGAGAAGCCAUUCUGACACGCGCUAACUAUCAGAGGACUUGUCGUUGUGAACGAGCUGUUAUCUUUGGAGAUGGUACUAGUCGUGGUGGUGCUUCAGAAGCAGAAUCAGAAGAUGGAAAAAAGAUCAAUCCGCGGCAGGAACGUGCACCUCGAACAAACCCCUGUGGAGGUGUUAAGAAACCUCAUGGUGCCUCCGACGCUGGUCACAUCCACGCAAAUCGG
Amoebophrya sp. A25 is the source of this 346-nucleotide messenger RNA. The record is from the annotation of a GenBank genome assembly. Lineage: Eukaryota; Dinophyceae; Syndiniales; Amoebophryaceae.